Messenger RNA from Oncorhynchus masou masou (cherry salmon), 4178 nucleotides. RefSeq names its product DEP domain containing MTOR-interacting protein (gene deptor). NCBI's taxonomy places the organism in Eukaryota, Metazoa, Chordata, Actinopteri, Salmoniformes, Salmonidae. Gene Ontology annotation, molecular function: protein binding. The record is from RefSeq and is a predicted model, not a curated record. Gene Ontology annotation, biological process: negative regulation of protein kinase activity; negative regulation of TORC2 signaling; intracellular signal transduction.
UUGCGUAGUAAACAGAGGCAGAGGUCCGAGUGGAGCUCAUUACUACUGAAGAAACCUAUGCACAUUUCACAAGGAAUCGCUUUUCGUUGAAUGAAGCUUUACGGACGAGAAAAUAAUAUGCAUACGUUUAGCUGGUUAGUGGACCAGUUUAAUUUUUAGAAUACAAAAGAAGUUCAACAUCAAGCUUGUAUCCCCUCUUGCAUAGCUAUAGAUAGCGUCUGUCCAUUUUUCACUGUGUGAAACGUGUUUUUUUAUGCAUUUCUCAGAAUACGCUGCUGGUUUGCAAAUCUAGGACAACGUGAUCUCGAGGAACAAUAAAUCAGCUAUAUUUUAUCCAUGGUGUUUGCAAGUUGUAAAGAGAUGGAUGGUAUCGGGAACACAAUGCAGAAGAAGGCUGCGGAGCUCGAGCGCAUGGCCGAGGUUCUCGUCACCGGAGAGCAGUUGAGGCUGCGUCUCCAUGGGAAGGUGGUCAAGGACCGCAGGCAUCACCUGAGGACGUAUCCCAACUGCUUUGUGGCCAAGGAGCUGAUCGACUGGCUGCUGGAGCACAAGGAGGCGUCAGACAGAGACACAGCCAUCAACAUCAUGCAGAAACUCCUGGAUCAAAGCAUCAUCCAUCACGUUUGUGACGAGCACAAGGAGUUCAAAGACAUGAAACUGUUCUAUCGCUUCAGGAAAGAUGACGGGACGUUUCCACUGGACAACGAAGCCAAGGUCUUCAUGAGGGGACAACGGAUAUAUGAGAAGCUGAUGAUGAGCACGGAGACGUCCAUCCUCGCGACUCGGGAAGAAGAGGGCGAGACGUUUGAACGGACGCUGGUGGCCUCGGAGCUUGUUGAUUGGCUGCUGGCGGAGGGAGAGAUGGCGACCCGAGAGGAGGCGGAGCAUCUUGGACGGAGGCUUCUAGAACACGGGAUCAUGCAGCAUGUGACCAACAAGCACCACUUUGUGGACGGAGGGCUGCUGUACCAGUUCAGACUGAACUUCCGAAGGAGACGACGACUGAUGGAGCUGCUGAACGAGCGCUGUCGUACCAUCCCAGAGAGCCAUGACAGCCCCUUCUGUCUGCGCAAACAGAACCCCGAGGGAAGCAACACCAGCUUCCUAUCUGUAAGUCCUACUAAAGAGAUCAAGAUGAUAGUGGGUAUCCGUCGUAGCAGCAUGAGCAGCAGCUGUGGCAGCAGUGGUUACUAUAGCAGCAGUCCCACCCUCAGUAGCAGCCCCCCGGUGCUCUGUAACCCAAAGUCAGUGUUGAAGAGACAAGUGAGUCCUGAGGAGCUGCAGACCCCAGGAGGCCCUUACAUAAAGAAGACAUUCACAAUCGUGGGGGAUGCGGUGGGCUGGGGCUUCGUGGUGCGGGGCAGUAAGCCCUGCCACAUCCAGGCUGUCGACCCCAGUGGUCCCGCAGCUGCAGCUGGGAUGAAGGUGUGUCAGUUUGUGGUCUCGGUCAACGGGCUAAACGUGCUGUCUCUGGACUACAGGACAGUCAGUAACCUCAUCCUGACCGGGCCCAGGACCGUUGUCAUGGAAGUCAUGGAGGAAGCAGAUUACUGAAGAGGCAGGCUAUCACGUGGCAGGGGGCGUGGCUGAGCAGAGUAGACCCAAGGCAGGAUCUAAAGACACCAUAGAGAUAGAAGUACCUUUAUGGAACUCUAUGGGAAAUUCUCUCUGGGCUUCUAACUCUAUGGGAAAUUCUCUCUGGGCUUCUCACUCUAUGGGAAACUCUCUCUGGGAAACUCUCUCUGGGCUUCUCACUCUAUGGGAAACUCUCUCUGGGCUUCUCACUCUAUGGGAAACUCUCUCUGGGCUUCUCACUCUAUGGGAAACUCUCUCUGGGCUUCUCACUCUAUGGGAAACUCUCUCUGGGCUUCUCACUCUAUGGGAAACUGUCUCUGGGCUUCUCACUCUAUGGGAAACUCUCUCUGGGCUUCUCACUCUAUGGGAAACUCUCUGGGCUUCUCACUCUAUGGGAAACUCUCUCUGGGCUUCUCACUCUAUGGGAAACUCUCGCUGGGCUUCUCACUCUAUGAGAAACUCUCUCUGGGCUUCUAACUCUAGGAAAGACUCAGUCAAGCUCUGCCAGCCACCACCCACGUCUCCUUCCUAUUGGACACUGCUUCCCUCUGAUGGCCUCCAAUAGAACUGCUUGGAGAAGAGCGAGGGACAUUAGUUACUCUGUUAGAUGCACACAUCUUGUCAUUGGUCUCCUGUCUCAUCUGUCUAGUUGAUGUUGAGACAUCAGAUGGACCCUGAUAACAUAACAGCCCCCUGCUCCAUGAUUAGGGGACUGUGCCCUGCUGUCCCCUUCUGGUUGCUCACUGUCUCCUGUGGUCUGUGUUUUCUUUAUGUAUUGAUGGUACUACCUACCCAUGUGUGAAGCUGUGUGGGGAGAGACAGUUCUGGACCUGUCUAGAUCUGUCUGUAUUUCUUUAUCCCAGGAUGAGAUGUGGUGAAGUUGAAGACAGGCCUGAAGGAGACAGACAGCAUAUCAUUCGGGACAGGCCUGAAGGAGACAGGCAGCAUAUCAUUCGGGACAGGCCUGAAGGAGACAGGCAGCAUAUCAUUUCGGGACAGGUCUGAAGGAGACAGGCAGCAUAUCAUUUCGGGACAGGUCUGAAGGAGACAGGCAGCAUAUCAUUUUGGGACAGGCCUGAAGCAGACAGGCAGCAUAUCAUUUCGGGACAGGCCUGAAGGAGACAGUCGGCAUAUCAUUUCGGGACAGGCCUGAAGCAGACAGACGGCAUAUCAUUUCGGGACAGGCCUGAAGGAGACAGUCGGCAUAUCAUUUCGGGACAGGCCUGAAGGAGACAGGCAGCAUAUCAUUUCGGGACAGGCCUGAAGGAGACAGGCAGCAUAUCAUUUCGGGACAGGCCUGAAGCAGACAGGCAGCAUAUCAUUCGGGACAGGUCUGAAGGAGACGGGCACAAUAUCAUUCGGGACAGGCCUGAAGGAGACAGUCGGCAUAUCAUUCGGGACAGGUCUGAAGGAGACAGGCAGCAUAUCAUUCAGGACAGGAGUGUGAAGCAUUAGCAAGUGACUGUUCAAUCCUCUGGGCCACAUGAUGCAAACCACGUCCAACGACUCCAGAGCUGUUUGGACGUGUGACACCGAUACCAGCCUGGUUCCUCUGUACCGUUGGCUGGAGAUCACUCACUAUACAUGGUGGUAGUUGUGUGAAGUUGGCCUUUAGUUUAACCAAGCAAACAGGGUUGUAUAAUGUUCAUGUUUAUGCAGGACUAAUUGUUGUCGAUGAUGUCUUUUCCCUGUACACUUAGGGGGAGUUUCCCGGACAACAAAUCCUGGACUAAAAAGUCUAAAUCAAUAGAUGAUCUCCAUUUGAAAGUCCAUAAUUAUUCUUUGUUCGGGAAAUCGUCAUUUGAAGACAAAGUAGGUAGCUACUAGCUAGUUAAUGAGGUAACACUUGACAGGAUGGUUCUACUGUCUGUAGGCCUGAAUAUCAUGGUUAUAAUUACCACAUAAAGGAUAUGACUCAGUAUGUAGACCUAAAGGAUAUGACUCAGUAUGUAGACCUAAAGGAUAUGUAGACCUAAAGGAUAUGUAGACCUAAAGGAUAUGACUCAGUAUGUAGACCUAAAGGAUAUGUAGACCUAAAGGUUGCGCCUGUAACAACUACCUUCACUCUGUCAUGACACAACAAACCAUUACCCAUCAGGCCCCUCUCCCAGACAUGCAUUUUGCCUCGUCUUGGACUAGAAAGCAAGCUGAAGGGAGAAUCUCCGUUGAAAGAGCGUUUUGGUCCAGGGAAUCUGCUCAUGGUGAUAUAAAUGGGUUGGUUUGCAUAGAUUUGUAAUGUGUAAUGAGCGUGAUGCGUCUGUUUCUGUGUCACCGGCAUUGAGCCCUAUGACGACACCCACCUGUUAACCAAUAAGCCGAAUGUGGAUGUCGUAUCCACUAUAGUCCCUAGUCUUUCAGGGGCCGGCAGGGUAGCCUAGUGGUUAGAGCGUUGGACUAGUAACCGAAAGGUUGCAAGUUCAAAUUCCCGAGCUGACAAGGUACAAAUCUGUUCUGCCCCUGAACAGGCAGUUAACCCACUGUUCCUAGACCUCUCAAGAACAAAUUCUUAUUUUCAAUAACUGACUUGCCAAGUAAAAUAAAGGUAAAAUAAAAUAAAAAGAAGCGGCAUGUUCCACACUACCGGCAAUUCUAUAAUAUAUGGA